This is a messenger RNA of Dentiscutata erythropus, 1152 nucleotides long. The record is from the annotation of a GenBank genome assembly. Lineage: Eukaryota; Fungi; Glomeromycota; Glomeromycetes; Diversisporales; Gigasporaceae.
AUGUUACUACCUGUGUCUCGAGUAGUAACACGCGUUGCCGCUUGUCGAGGAGGCUCUUUGUUUCGCAGUUUUGCUUCGGCGUCUUCCUCAGAUUCUGUCAAGCACACACUUCCUAAUACUUCUUAUAAAGCUUAUGAAUGCGAUCCACCUCCACUCGAAAUUGAAGUAAAAAAAGAUGAUGCGCUUCAAUUAUAUAAAGAUAUGGUUUUAAUGCGCAGAAUGGAAACUACUGCUGACAAUUUAUACAAGAUGAAAUUGAUUAGAGGUUUUUGUCACUUGUGUACUGGUCAAGAAGCAAUUCCAGUGGGUAUGGAGCAUGCUAUUACGCGUGAUGAUGCGAUCAUAACUGCUUACCGUUGUCAUGGUUAUACUCUGAUGCGCGGCGCAACAGUUCAUCAAAUUCUUUCUGAACUUAUGGGUCGUUCUACUGGUAUUACCUAUGGAAAAGGUGGAUCUAUGCACAUGUUUGCAAAAGGUUUUUAUGGCGGUAAUGUUGGAACUGGCAUAGCUUUUACUCAAAAAUAUUUAGGUGUAAAAAAUGCCACAUUCAUUAUAUAUGGUGAUGGUGCAGCCAAUCAAGGUCAAGUGUUUGAAGCUUUUAAUAUGGCAAAAUUAUGGGAUUUGCCUGCCAUAUUUGUUUGUGAGAAUAAUUUAUAUGGUAUGGGAACUUCUGCUGCAAGGAGUUCUGCAAAUUCGCAAUAUUAUACUCGAGGUCAAUAUAUUCCAGGUCUUCAGGUAAAUGGUAUGGAUGUAUUAGCAGUAAAGCAAGCAUGCGCGUGGGCAAAAGAUUGGACUGUAAACGGUAAAGGGCCAAUGGUAUUGGAAUUUGUAACGUAUCGAUAUGGAGGUCAUUCUAUGUCAGAUCCUGGUACAACUUAUCGUACACGUGAAGAAAUUCAACACAUGAGAAGUACGAAUGAUCCUAUUACUGGUUUGAGAUUAAAAAUUUUAGAGUGGGAGUUUGCGGAUGAAACCUAUCUAAAGCAAUAUGAAAAAGAGGCUCGUGCAAUCGUAGAUGAGGCAGCUGAAAAAGCAAAGAAUGAUCCACUUCCUAAGGAUUCUGAGCUCUGGACUGAUGUAUACGUCAGAGGCUCAGAACCUGAUUCCAUCAGAGGGAGAGAAUGUGAGGAGAUCGGCGUUAUGCGAUCCUGA